GUCAUUUGAUUAAUGUCAACAUGGCUGAUGCUGCAGCAGCUCGUCGUGAAGCUCGAAGGAGAAGAAUAUUAGAAAAUUCUCACAAUAGACUUCAGCUUAUAUCUGGAAAAUGUGGCGACGACUGUCCUAGAGAAUCUCCGGUCAGAACUAUAAUUCCUGAUCCAAUACACGAGAUUUCGCUUCCAACGGACAAUAGCAGUAGCAAGACAUCGCUCAACAAUGGUGUGAUCACCUCCGAAUCAGAUUCGUUUGACCUGUUAUCACUGAAUCAUGACAUCGCGGCAGGCGAUGGAGAGGUACCCAGUGAUUUGGCACCUUUCGCCUCACCGGCACCAGAGCCCGCGUCUACACCAUCACCAUCCCUCUUGGAGAAAAUCACUAAUAACAAAUACGACAUAGUUUUGUUAUCACUUCUAAUUCAAUUACUGUACAGUUUGUCAUUGGUCACAUUUUAUGAUACAUACUUUUUCUUACCGGUACUUAUUUAUGUCAUAACUAAAUUAGUAUGGUUUCCGUCACAAAGUAAUUCUAAACUUGCCAAUGCAUUGCAACUGUUGCACAUUGUGUCAUCUCACAGAGUGAAGAGAAUAAUUUAUUUGACACAGUGUAUGGGUGUGAUUUCAUGCGACAUUUGUGUUUUUCUAUUCACCACAAUUUGCAUACAAUCACUGCUUAUUACCUUGAAGGAUGGUUUAAUUACAUAGUAAUUACUUCAUUUGCACCCAAGUUGAGGGCAUUACAUUGACUGAGCAGUAUCUAACAAUAGCUGGCUAGAAUAGAUUGGGGUAUUGUUCAAAAUUCAACUCAAGUGUUGUUCCAAAUCUCAUGUUUCAUACUGACUCUAAAGUUGAGUUUUGAAAGUGCUCCACAAUGUUCCAUAGUUUUGAUUGCUUGUGCCUUUAUACAUAAGUGAGAAGAGAAGAUGUGACAAGUGUGCGUUUUAGUCACAUAUUGCCAUUUUUAGUUUUAAAUUAGAAUCAAUUUUGUAUAUAACAAUGGUUACAAAACAUUUUGUUAAUUUCAUGAUAAUAUUUAUUUUUACUCAAUGCACUCAUUUUACGUGGAUCUAUGUAAUUAAUAUAUUUACUACUCUAAUGCAUUUAAAUUGUAUUUAUGUCAGUAACUCAUGAGAGACCAACAAAGCAUAAUAUUUUCAAACAAGAGUAAUGCAAGGAAUAUGCAAUAGUAUGCCAAAUUAGCUAUUUUCAGGCUUUAUAGUUUAUACAUAUAAAAUAUGGUAUUUUGAUAUAGUCCUUAUGAAUUAUAAUGGCCUGUGUAACCAAUUUCAUGGCCUGGACGUGUGAGUAUAUUUUAUAAUCUUGAACUUUACUACCUGUAUCCAAAGUUGUUAAUGAAAUUAUACUAACUGCGUAAUAUAGUAUGGCAGUCUGUGACAUGUAGACCCUCUUUUUGUAGAUAUUUUUGCUUUUAUUUAAUCAUAUUUAAUUGGUUUUGAGAUAAUUUUAAACCUUCAAUUCUAACACUGCCUUAAUCUUUGUAGACUUAUUAGUCAUGUGUAUCAAUUUACUAACAAAAUAUGAAAUGUAAGCAAGAUGCAGCUUACUUAACUAAACCACUGACAUAAUGAACCCCAAAUUAAUUAAAAGCAAUACUAAUAAUUAUUUAAUCUUAAUUGUUAUAUCUUGAAUGUCCCAAAAUGUUACAUACCCCAAACUAAUACUUUUAAAAUAUGUUAUUUCUUUGGUAAUGGAAUAGGUGUUUUACUACAAUUUAAUUGAAUUAAGCUGGUAUGGCAAUACCAAAGAUAAUUUUCUUUGUCUAGAUUCUCUUAUAUAAUUUUUAUCGCUGCUUUAUCACAUAAAACUGUAAAUAUGCAAUUGUUUAGUAAGCAUUCACCAUUGUUAGUAAGCAAAUUGUUUGAAUAUUUUUCUCCCUAUGAUUGCCAAUAAUGAUUGUUCUGUUGUUUUCUAUAACUGAAAUAGGUACCACACCUCUUACAUGUAAAUUUUGUAUGCAUAGACAUUAAUCAUUAUGGUUGUUCUAAUAUUAUCGUUACUAUUAUGAUAGGUACCUUGAACUUUAGAUACAGUAAAAUUCUGCUUAUGAAACACGUGAAUAAUUUAGAGUAUCAGCUUAAUUCAUAUUGUAAAUAAAGGUCAAACAACUAUAAAUAAAAUAAUAAAGUUUAUUUUAAUUAUAUUUUGUAACAUCUUUGAAAUAAAAAAUGGUUAAUGUGAAUG
Helicoverpa zea (corn earworm) is the source of this 2201-nucleotide messenger RNA. RefSeq lists its product as uncharacterized. The transcript has 2 exons. NCBI's taxonomy places the organism in Eukaryota, Metazoa, Arthropoda, Insecta, Lepidoptera, Noctuidae. The record is from RefSeq and is a predicted model, not a curated record. Bases 21 to 704 code for a protein of 227 amino acids.